Molecule: messenger RNA, 291 nt
Organism: Laccaria bicolor S238N-H82
Lineage: Eukaryota; Fungi; Basidiomycota; Agaricomycetes; Agaricales; Hydnangiaceae
Exons: 2
Biological process (GO): proton motive force-driven ATP synthesis
Source: RefSeq, a predicted model, not a curated record
GACCUCAUUCAAGAUCUCUAUGUCCGCGAAAUAAAAGCCUAUAAGCCAGCACCUAUUCCUAAAGACGCACAUGUCGGUGUUGUGAAGCAGUACUCGCUACCACCAACACCCAAGGCUCCCGCUCCCCCUGCAGACCUUGCAUCCGAGCUUUCUGCGUAUGACGCCACGGAGCCCACUGUUGUGGUCGAGACGAAGGCGACUGAAUCGUCGGAGGGCGCUGGAGAGGGUGGCGCUGACGCAUACCUGGCCUUCCUCGAACGGGACCUUCCAAAGGUUGAACACCAUCACUAG